This is a messenger RNA of Talaromyces stipitatus ATCC 10500, 3801 nucleotides long. RefSeq names its product DNA-directed RNA polymerase III, beta subunit, putative. Gene Ontology annotation, biological process: DNA-templated transcription. Gene Ontology annotation, cellular component: RNA polymerase III complex. The coding region runs from base 1 to 3639 and encodes 1212 amino acids. Gene Ontology annotation, molecular function: ribonucleoside binding; DNA binding; DNA-directed RNA polymerase activity. The record is from RefSeq and is a predicted model, not a curated record. Lineage: Eukaryota; Fungi; Ascomycota; Eurotiomycetes; Eurotiales; Trichocomaceae. The transcript has 3 exons.
AUGCCUCCGCGCAAGCGGCCACAGCCUACUGUGAGGUCGGCUGCAAGAUCGACUGUGAGACCUGCGCAGGCAUCGGAAACCACCGUGAAUAACGUCGCCGAGCAGUCAAAUUCAUCUGCUACGAAAAUUCAAAGCCAUGCGAAAGACGGCCACGAAGAGGAGCACUACCGCUCCGCCACCAAAAAUCGCAAAGUCGACCCGUUCGAUGCGUUGCUGGAACCAUUUUACUAUAACAAAUCCUUGACGGAUCCCAUCAAUACUGCGCGAGACAAAUGGAAUCUUCUACCGGCAUUUUUGAAAGUCAAGGGUCUAGUGAAGCAGCACAUUGAUUCGUAUAACUACUUUAUUGAGGUUCAACUCAAGAAGAUCGUGGAGGCAAGUUCGACGAUAUACAGCGAUGCAGAUUCACAUUUUUUCCUUAAGUUUACCGAUAUCUACGUGGGAAGUCCUCGCAGAAGCGAUGAACCCAAGGAUAGCGUGGAGUCUGACUCUACCGUCACCCCGAACGAGUGUCGAUUACGCGAUAUGACCUAUGCGGCCCCGAUCUUCGUGGAUUUUACAUACAAGCGUGGAAAGGAUAAUGUCACACAACGCCGUGUACCCAUUGGUCGCAUGCCUAUUAUGCUGAGGAGUUCCAAAUGUGUCUUGUCGAACAAAAAGCCAAACGAGUUGCACCUGCUCAAUGAAUGCCCUCUCGACCCGGGUGGCUAUUUUAUUGUCAAUGGUACAGAGAAGGUGAUUCUGGUCCAGGAACAACUUAGCAAGAAUCGUAUCAUUGUUGAAACGGAUCCGAAGAAAGAGAUUGUGCAAGCCUCCGUCACCAGUUCGUCUAAUGAGCGGAAAUCGAAGAGUUACAUUAUUCUCAAAAAGGACCGCCUCUACCUUAGACACAACGUUCUGAGCGAAGAUGUGCCGUUGGUCAUUGUCCUCAAGGCCAUGGGUGUUCACUCAGACAAGGAGAUGAUGCUUCUUGUUGCCGGUAUUGACGAUGUCUACCAAGAAGACUUCGCCAUCAAUUUCGAGGAAGCCAUCAAGCAGAACGUCUUUACGCAGCAGCAAGCUCUUGAUUGGAUCGGAUCUAAAAUCAAAAUCAAUCGAGGCAAGGUUGGCGGGUACAAGAAAACCCACAUCGAGGAAGCUAUCGAGGCCAUUUCGUCCGUCGUUAUAUCCCACGUUGAGGUCACCAAUAUGGAUUUCAGGCCUAAAGCCAUCUAUGUUGCUAACAUGGCAAGGCGCGUUCUGAUGGCGAAGCAUGAUCCUUCUAUGGUUGACGAUCGAGACUACGUGGGAAACAAGCGAUUGGAACUUGCAGGUCAGCUUCUCGCACUUUUGUUCGAAGAUUUGUUCAAAAAAUUCUGUUUCGAUAUCAAAAUGAACAUUACAAAAGUACUGGGCAAGAGGCGUCGCGAGAUUUUUGAUGCCAUGAGUGUGGUUGCGCUCCAUGGAAAUCACAUCACACACGGUAUGAACAGGGCUAUUUCGACCGGAAAUUGGAGUCUUAAGCGUUUCAGAAUGGAACGUGCUGGUGUGACUCAUGUCUUGAGUAGGCUCAGUUACAUUGCUGCUCUGGGUAUGAUGACCCGAAUCUCCAGUCAGUUCGAGAAGACACGAAAAGUGAGUGGCCCUCGAGCUCUACAACCUUCGCAGUUCGGCAUGCUUUGUCCGUCUGACACUCCGGAAGGAGAGGCGUGUGGUCUCGUCAAGAAUUUGGCGCUGAUGACACACAUCACAACCAACGAUGAAGAAGGCCCGGUGUCAAAAUUGGUGUUCAUGCUAGGAGCUGAAGAUAUAACGACACUAAGUGGAAAAGAAAUCUAUGGUCUUGGAGCUUAUAUCAUUUCGAUGAACGGAACUCCAAUAGCUAUGACUAGACGACCCAAACACUUUUUGAAUUCCUUUCGGAGAUUGCGACGUAUGGGUCGGGUUUCUGAGUUUGUGAGCAUCUAUAUCAACCAUCAUCAACGCGCAGUGCAUAUCGCUACCGAUGAUGGACGAAUUUGUCGGCCUUUAAUCGUUGUUGAGAAUGGCAAACCCUUGGUCAACUCUAGGCAUCUAGGAAAACUUCGCGAUGGCUCGAUGCAAUUCGACGAUUUCCUCGCUCAAGGCUUAGUUGAGUACUUGGACGUCAACGAGGAGAACGAUUCAAACAUUGCUAUUUAUGAAAAAGAUGUUGUCGAUAUCACCACCCAUCUUGAAAUUGAGCCCUUUACUAUCCUUGGAGCUGUUGCUGGCCUCAUUCCAUACCCACAUCACAACCAGUCACCGCGUAACACCUACCAAUGUGCUAUGGGUAAACAAGCCAUUGGUGCCAUUGCUUCCAACCAAUUCCUACGGAUAGAUUCUCUUCUGUACCUCAUGGUGUACCCUCAGAAGCCUAUGGUCAAGACACGCACCAUCGAACUCAUCAAAUAUGAUCAUCUCCCUGCUGGCCAAAAUGCCACAGUUGCCGUCAUGAGUUACUCGGGUUAUGAUAUUGAGGAUGCUCUCGUGUUGAACAAGGGCUCUGUUGAUAGAGGAUUCGGACGUUGCCAGGUGUUCCGCAAGUACGUGGCUAAUUUAAAGAGCUAUCCAAACGGUUCAGAAGAUAGACUUCGAGGACCCGAAAUCGGUGAAAACAAUGUCCCAAUUGCGAAGCAUGCUCUUCUUGAUAGCGACGGACUAGCCGCAGUCGGCGAGGUGGUUAGUCAAGGUCAAGUUUAUAUCAACAAGGAAGUCCCGGCCGCCGCCUUUUCGGCUGGCAUUACGGGCUCUGAUGCGGGCAGACCAACAGACUAUAACCCAGCACCCAUGACGUACAAACUGCCGGACCCAAGUUACAUUGACAAAGUCAUGGUUUCAGUUACUGAAGGCGAGAGUAAGAUUUACAAGGUCCAGACACGUCAGACGCGCAGGCCUGAAGUUGGAGAUAAAUUUUCCUCUCGCCACGGACAGAAAGGUGUCGUUGGCAUCAUCGCGGAACAGGCAGAUAUGCCGUUCACGGAUCAGGGUAUUGUACCUGACAUUAUCAUGAACCCUCACGGUUUCCCAUCGCGAAUGACAGUCGGUAAAUUGUUAGAGCUUGUUGCAGGCAAAGCCGGUGUUCUGUCAGGUCAGCAUGGCUACGGGACAGCCUUUGGUGGUAGCCCCGUCGAGGAAAUGUCGGCAAUCUUGGUAGACAAGGGCUUUAGUUACGGUGGCAAGGAUUACCUAACGUCUGGAAUAACCGGCGAUCCUCUCCCAUUCUACGUUUUCACAGGCCCUAUAUACUACCAAAAACUCAAACACAUGGUCCAAGACAAAAUGCAUUCUCGAUCCACCGGCCCACGCGCAACUCUAACCCGCCAACCAACCGAAGGUCGUUCCCGAGAUGGUGGGCUACGUCUCGGAGAAAUGGAACGAGACUGUCUUAUCGCCUACGGAACAAGUCAACUUCUUCUUGAGCGUCUCAUGUUGUCGUCUGACAAACAUGAAGUCGACAUCUGCGAGAAGUGUGGAUUCAUGGGUUAUCAGAACUGGUGUCAACGUUGUCGUUCAUCGAGAGGGGUCGUCAAAAUGACAAUUCCCUAUGCAGCUAAAUUGUUGAUACAGGAACUGUUGAGUAUGAAUGUUACUGCCAGACUGAAGUUGGAGGACGAGUUUCCGGAGGAUCGGGGCAUGUAGCCUAUCAUUGCAUUGCUAUAUUCUCAUUCUCCCUUUCUUGUUACUGCUGAUGGACCUGAAACUCGGAGCGUGAUGACUUGUAUGUAACGUUAUUCCUUAUCUGUGGCAUAUUUGCAUAGCGUGGCUGUUAGUCCUAGACAAAAAUAUAUUUAUAUUCAUAGA